Molecule: messenger RNA, 120 nt
Organism: Dentiscutata heterogama
Lineage: Eukaryota; Fungi; Glomeromycota; Glomeromycetes; Diversisporales; Gigasporaceae
Source: the annotation of a GenBank genome assembly
AGUUAUUAGGGUUAAAUCUUAACUCUGUUCCAGGAAAUCCUUCUUGCACCUUGAAAAAAGAAGAGUCUACUCUAGUAUUAUGUGACAAUAAUACAAGCACACCCAUAACUGUCGCACCUA